Molecule: messenger RNA, 2485 nt
Organism: Amphibalanus amphitrite
Lineage: Eukaryota; Metazoa; Arthropoda; Thecostraca; Balanomorpha; Balanidae
Product: galactoside alpha-(1,2)-fucosyltransferase 2-like
Exons: 2
Coding region: 135-1427 (430 amino acids)
Biological process (GO): carbohydrate metabolic process
Cellular component (GO): membrane
Molecular function (GO): galactoside 2-alpha-L-fucosyltransferase activity
Source: RefSeq, a predicted model, not a curated record
GGCACCUUGGGCGCACGCUCGCUUCUCAGCGUCGGUCGGUGACAGAGCGGGUCUCGGGGCCCCGGGGGCGCCCACGGGGCGCCAGUCGGCGGCCGGCCGUCCGAGGUGAGGGUGUGGUGUACUAUAGAUAAGCCAUGUCUGUGUGUCGCAGCAGCGGCCAGCGGCUGCUGCUGGCCGUGGCCGCCGUGCUGGUGCUGGUACUAGUGCUGCUGGUGGCCCAGCCGCGACUUGGACCCGUGGGCUCGCCCCGACCAGCAGUCGGACAGUGGCAAAUGACCGUCGAGCGGACUGAAGUGAACGCCAAGGACGGCGCGGUGGCGCCGGCGCAGCCAGAGGCGGUACCGACGCAGCCAGAGGCGGUACCGACGCAGCCGCGGGCGGUAGCGGCACAGCCGGACUAUGCGAAGGACCCCGAGCCGCGGACCGCCGUCAACGCCUCGGCAGCCGACUCUCUGCGCGGCGCGUGCGACCGUCUGCGGGCGAGUGUCACCGGUCUGGCCCCGGACGUGCGCCAGGUGAUGCGCUGGGUGUGCGAGCAGGUGGGCGGAGCGCUGCCCCGGGAGCUGGACACGAUGGGCUGCAACAAGGCCGUCAUGUACCACCCGAUCGGCCGGCUCGGCAACCUGAUGGGCCUUUACGCCAUCGUCUACAGCUUUAGCCGGAUGUACGGCACCACGGGCUACGUGGAAAGUCACAUGUGGUCCACGCUGCACAAGUACUUUCCGGACAUUUCGCUGCAAUCCGCUCCGAACGAUACCAAGUGGAAGGACAUCACAUACCAGCAGGCGCCGUCCAAACUCGAGUGCCAGCCGGGCGAGGGCACCGAGUCUCGCUUCUACCGGAUCACCAACUACCCGGACCGCAACGGCAUCGACGUCUUUCACCCGUUCUACGACGAGAUCCGCAGGGAGUUUCGGUUUUCGGACGCGCUGCAGAAGCAGGCUCAGGAGUUUCUGUGGCACGCGCGCGGCAACCGCAGCUCCGUCACCUACAUUGGAUUCCACGUGCGGCGCACUGACUACCAGGCUUACAUCAAAAAGCAGUACAACAGCACCUUGCCAGACGACCUAUACUUCAACAAGACGCUAACCUACUACCGCCAGCGCUUCAGCGACGCGCUCUUUAUCGUCUGCUCCGACGACCUCAACUACGUCGCUAAGCAAAUGAACGCCAAGCAGAACGACGACAUCGUGAUCGCCGGCAAUCGCAACAUCGGCGACCCGGGCCGGGACAUGGCUCUGCUGUCGGCCUGCAACCACUCGGUGGUGACGGUGGGCACGUACGGCUUCUGGGGCGCCUACCUGGCCGGCGGCACGGUGCUGGUGCCAGAGCGACAGACGCACCUCUCCCGGGGCGAUCGGCACGCGCCGCUGCUGGAGAUCCAGCUGGCUGGCGCCACCAACUGGGUGCCGAUGCGCCGCCGGUGACCUGACCCGACCGGAGCUGACCUGACAGGGGGCUCGCACGGGUUUGUCGUGACCUCCCUCGGCUGCGUCCGGGCACACCGUGCCGUGAUCAGACUGAGCACUUACGUGCAACGAGAUGUGCCGCAGGGGUUUUGUGGUGGCUGAAGGCGCCCCGUAGUGAUCGGCCAUUUUUACCGGAUGUGGGGCGUUGAUAGCAGUGUGACCUGCCCAGCGACGGCCCAACCGUAAAGCGCUCAGUCACGCACCUUGUGAUAAGCUAUCGCCGCGAACGACGUGGGCCUGAUAGCGUGUAGGUAGACGCAUUGCCGGCUAAGCGGCAUCGUUUCAGACGCGGUUUUGGGAGACCGUCUGAUUUGUUAUACCUAAGCACAUCUGUAACGCUGUACCCAACCCAGGAAUUUUUGUCGCUCCCGUUAUUUUGAAAUUUUUAUUUGAAUUUUUGUCGUAGGAACGCCUAAGUGUCAUAGUUUUAUCAGAGUGAUAUAAAAGUGAUGUAGGUUGUUUUUUUUUCAGGCGAUCUUGAUAGGUGCCAUCCGGUACUAAAGUACCGACAAGAUAACUAUAGUAAAGCCGAUGUUAUGGCUUUAUGUUAUAACAUAACCUUUGAAGUCGCUUUGAGCUACGAUUGUAUCGAUGAAAUUUAAUAUGCCUAUUUUUCAGCACCGCCAGUUGUGAGUUACCUAAUAUCUGUAGAAAAGUGAGACGGACCAUUAAGCUCAGCCAUCAAGUGCAGAGUUUGUUGUUUUCAGUUGUGAUGUAAAUGAGCUAGGCAUUGAAUGUGAUCUGUGCACCUAGGCUGAGGUGUACGUUUCCUCAGUUUGCUGCCGGGCAGCGCUCAGACACUGGUGUGAACUACCGUUACUGUGAAUUGUGCAGCCUUCUAUCCGCGUGCCAUUUCAGGGAUCUUAUGUCGAGGCUAAAGAGCAGUAGAUAUGCGAACUAGUUAUUUGUCAUUUGUCACCUGAAAGUUGUAAGUCAUAGCAUCGCAAUAUGGUGUUGGCCUAUUUGAUGUGAUGCAACAUUUUGGAUGUAUUUGUAAUAAAUUUACCAUUUCCGGA